GUGCACCCCGUCGGUCCAACCCGGAUUACAUUUUUACGACCGCCGUUCCUCCGUAAAUCUUACCCCACGAGGCCACGACCGCCGUUCCUCCGUAAAUCUUACGCACGACCACCCCUCCCACCACCCCCAAAUCGGGUGCGUGCGGUUCGGAUAGAAUCGGUGCGGCCGGCGGCGAUUGGCGGCAGCCGAAUUACGGCGCGCAAGAGCACAAUCGUAGCGGCGGCGCCGGCGGUGCCGCGGUCGGCCACGGCAGAGCGGCGGCCGCUAGGGCCUGAACCAGGAGCAGCUCGACUCAACUGAGCCGGACCAGAGUGCUCCGCCAAUGGUUCCUCUCCUAUUUGGUCGUGGGAUGCUGGGGAUGGGCCGGAUGGAGGUUACGGCGCGCGGCGGGGAAGGAUCGUCGCUGCAGCUGGAGGGGAGCGGCUGCGGAGACGGCGAGCUGGCGGGGGCGCAGGUGCGGUGGCGGCUGUCCCGGGAGAGCACGUUGGCGCGGCACACGGGGCUGCGCGGCGCCAUGGCCGACCUCUCCUUCCUGCUCGCGAGGGGGCCGCCCAACCUCCUGGGGUUCCUUCGCUCCACCGCCUCCGCCUCCGGCUACUCGCAGCUGCUCCUUUUCCGCCACUCCCAGUCCAUCCCUGAUCUCCAAGGCUUUGAUAUUGCAAUUACCAGUGGGUGCUUUGAUGUUGGACCAAGCUGUCUUGCACCUGUUCGACGGAAUGCCUGUGAGAGUGUGUUUUUUUGGGUAUACUGCAGGCUUGCGCACUACUGCCCAUGAUUCCACCUGUUAAUAGAUUGUUUGGAUUUCCACUGGUUUUUACUAUGUUUAGAUUAUCAAGAAUGCAAUGCUUACUGUGUUUAAAAUUCAUUUUUCAUGAUUCUCAAUGAUAUAGGACUGUAAAAAAGGGUCUCAAUGACAUAGGAAGGCUCUGGCCUUGGGAGGCUUGCUCGUUGUCUAUUUUGGGGAAUCAGGUUCUGAUUCCAUUAGAAACGGGAACGCAAUAGAGGCAAUCUUUUCCUGUUUGCAAGAUGAUCUGCAUAUAUGACCUGCUAUGAAAUUUAGGCUAUUGUGUACAUGUA
This is a messenger RNA of Brachypodium distachyon (stiff brome), 1077 nucleotides long. RefSeq lists its product as uncharacterized. Lineage: Eukaryota; Viridiplantae; Streptophyta; Magnoliopsida; Poales; Poaceae. The coding region runs from base 323 to 775 and encodes 150 amino acids. The record is from RefSeq and is a predicted model, not a curated record. The transcript has 2 exons.